Molecule: messenger RNA, 3687 nt
Organism: Cydia fagiglandana
Lineage: Eukaryota; Metazoa; Arthropoda; Insecta; Lepidoptera; Tortricidae
Gene: l(3)80Fg
Product: dnaJ homolog subfamily C member 16
Exons: 19
Coding region: 293-3247 (984 amino acids)
Source: RefSeq, a predicted model, not a curated record
AAUCGCAUUGCAGUCAUUGCACUCUGCAGGAAAUUUAAGAAACUAAGGAUCUUGUCUAUGGUCAACCCCGGUUGACAUUUUAUAAUUUUCGCGAGAUUUUUUCCAAUUUUACAAAUUUUCAGCCAUCUGUGUUCUAUUUUAAGACUAAUGACUGAUAAGAGUUUCAUGAGUUCCUCUGUUAUUUUCUGGUGUGUCAUGUGUGUAGUCAGCGCGUGUAAAGCGUCGGCAUGAGAGUUCUAUGAAUAGUGCGGAGGUAGCUUCGUGAGGGUUGUGGUCGGGACAGUUUGGUAAUAUGCAAUGGAUAUACAAGGGCUGGAAGAGGCGAUGGCUGUGGGUGCUGUUAGUGGCCGCGUUGUGCCCGCUGGUCUUGGUCCAGAAGAUCGGUGACCCGUACGAGAUCCUUGGGAUCUCCCGCCGAGCGACGCUGGUGGAAAUUCGCAAGGCUUACAGGCAAAAGGCUAAAGAAUGGCAUCCUGACAAAAACCUUCACCCAAAUGCGGAGUCUCGUUUUGUAGAAAUCAAACAGGCAUAUGAGCUGCUCUCAGACACAGAGAGAAGGCAAGCUUAUGACCAGUAUGGAAUCACAAAUGAAGAUGAACACCUCUACAAGCAGAGACAUGAUUACAGUACUUAUGCUCGGUUCAGCACUGACCCAUUUGAAGAGUUCUUUGGAAACCACUUCAGAACUCAAGACCAAGACAUCACAUUAUUUCAUAAGCUUUCAGUCACUGCUAAGCAUUUCGAAAACAACAUAAUGGAGAAAUCAGUCCACACUCCAGCCCUAGUCCUCUUUUACACCGACUGGUGUUUCGACUGUGUACGAGCGGCGGCCUUCUGGAGGAGGCUAGUCGAAGCGUUACAACCGCUCGGUGUGACAGCGGCCACGGUGCACGCCGGGCAUGAGGCGAGCUUGGUUAGGAGGAUAGGCGUGCACGGGGUGCCGUGCCUUACGCUGGUUCUUCAACAACAUGUUUACAUUUAUAAGGAGAGUCUCAGCUCUAUGCCGAAGAUAUUAGAAUGGAUCCGCUGGAAGUUUCCCUACAAGCUCGUUCCCCGAGUGACUGACUCCUCUCUGACCAGCUGGCUUGGAGACUUCGAAGACAACAAGGUCAAAGCGCUCAUCUUUGAGGAGCAACCUACCAUGCGCCUACGAUAUCUGCUCACUGCGUUCCAUUAUAGAGACCGGGUUUCUUUUGGUUUCGUCGCAAUGACAGCGCGUGACUCUACCAACGUAACCGCCCGUUACAAAGUCCAGCGACACAUCGACACCAUGGUGCUUUUGAAAGAGGACAGUCCAGAACCGGCGGCUACAGUCAGCACGACAGAAAUACCCACGAAGACGCUGCGAGAACUGAUAGAAGCUAAUCAGUUGCUGACGCUACCAAGACUAUCGUCGCAGGCGGUCCUAGAGCAUGUAUGUCCCGUGGAAUGGCGGCCCAACCGCCGCCGCCUGUGCUGCGUGCUGCUGUGCUCGGCCGGCGCGGCGGCCACGGCGGCGCGCUCGGAGCUUAGGCGGCUGGCGAGAACGGCGCCUGAGAGGCUACACUACGCAUAUGUCUAUAUGCACGCGCAGCCUAACUUCGUGCAGGCGCUGGCUAAUGGUUCAGGCAGCGACACAUCCCAAAUGGAGCACCGAGUAGUCAUCCUAUGGCGACGCGAAGCCACUCGCAUACAAUUCGAAUGGCUCAACGAGACCUGGCCCGUGUGUUCCAACGGGCACUGUGACGAUUUCAGUGAACCGACCAAUGUGGUGUACCAGGCGAGGCUGAACGAUACGAAACGAGCGUUGGAACAGUUGGUGAAGAGACUAAUGAAGCCUACGGAGGUGAUGGCUUAUGAGGCGCAUGUACAGGAGUUACUGGACGAAGCGGCCCGCGGGCCGCUGUGGCGCGCCAUGCUGCUGGUGUGCGAGUGGGCGGAGCGCGCGGCGCUGGCGCUGCGCACGCAGAAGGCCGUGUCGCUCGCCUCCGUGCUCGGCACCGUGGCCGUGGUGCUGGCGGCCGGGUACCUCAUGGCGUACCUCAUCCGCGUAGAAGAAGAGUCCGUGCAACAACAGCGAAGCGAGCGGCGCCGGCAGAACGGCAGCGCCAAGAAAAACAACAACGAACCGCAGUCGGAGCUGAGGCUGCACGAGCUUAGGGCGGAGAAAUACAACGGACUCGUCCGCGCCAAGAAAAACAACAACGAGCCGCAGUCAGAGCUGAGGCUGCACGAGCUUAGGGCGGAGAAAUACAACGGACUCGUCCGCGCCAAGAAAAACAACAACGAGCUCCAGUCAGAGCUGAGGCUGCACGAGCUUAGGGCGGAGAAAUACAACGGACUCGUGCGAUUGCUGAAACCUGGGUGCCGCACUAUAGUGCUGCUCGUGGACAUGCAGAGCCGAGUGCAGUUGUUGUCCAAGUUUCACAAGAUCGUCUGGCCGUACCGCAAAAACAAAACCCUCCUCUUCGCGUAUCUCCAAGUAGAAAGAAACAUCGACUGGUUCCGUCGCGUAUUACAACUAUCCCUAGGAGGGCAAGAGUUGCGAGUCAACGCCAGGAACUGCGUGGGCACAGUGCUGGCGCUGAACCCGCACCGCAACUACUUCUGCAUAUACCACGCCAAGCAUCCCGAGGGCGCCAAGCCGCACAAGUUGCGAGUCAACGCCAGGAACUGCGUGGGCACAGUGCUGGCGCUGAACCCGCACCGCAACUACUUCUGCAUAUACCACGCCAAGCAUCCCGAGGGCGCCAAGCCGCACAAGGUUCAAACUCUUAAUAUCGCCGGGUUCCGUCGCUACAGCUGUCUCUAUGAGGGAAGAGUUGCGAGUCAACGCCAGGAACUGCGUGGGCACAGUGCUGGCGCUGAACCCCCGCACCGCAACUACUUCUGCAUAUACCACGCCAAGCAUCCCGAGGGCGCCAAGCCGCACAAGUUGCGAGUCAACGCCAGGAACUGCGUGGGCACAGUGCUGGCGCUGAACCCGCACCGCAACUACUUCUGCAUAUACCACGCCAAGCAUCCCGAGGGCGCCAAGCCGCACAAGAGGAUGUCCCGAAUGACGCGAUCGCUGGGCGCGUCAGCAGACCCCGAGGCGGGCGCGUUCAUCGGCUUCACUGAGCGCGACUCCAGCUCGGAUGAGGCACCGCCGUCGCCGUUGCUGCAAGAGAACCUACUAGACGGCCUGGAGAACUGGCUGGACCGACUGUUCGAAGGCAGCACCCACCGCUAUUACAUCAACUACUGGCCCGACAUGACCUCCAAGUGAAGUCCGACUGAACGUAGCUCCGCAAGUACACAUACAAGGGAACAGAUAUGCUUGAACGCAGAUCAUCAAGUAAACUUUUUUUUAAAUUGGGUGACCAGAACACAUCUUUAUGCCACUAUAAAAAAUGUACACACAUAUAUAAGGUAAAAACCUUAAGUUAACGUCAAGUGUGGCCCCUGGAGACUAAUUACUUUAAACAAUUGUUUUUAGCCAUGAACCAAUUUAGCUAUUUGAAAAAUUAACCUAAUACUGAUUAAUCCUUCAAAAAUCGUAGCAAAGUUCAUAUAAUUGGGUAAUAUUUCCUUUGUCUAAUGUUAUCCUUGCUAUCUCCAGAUAUCCUACUCGACGGAUGAACAAUCAGAAAGAAAAAUAUAAUAUAGUUAAUCAUAAUGUCACAAAUAAAAAAAUGUUGACCUAUACUCAAUACUUGAGAGUUACAC